Messenger RNA from Saxophila tyrrhenica, 1746 nucleotides. It is a transcript of the gene PHO5, whose product is annotated as acid phosphatase pho5. Gene Ontology annotation, molecular function: phosphate transmembrane transporter activity. Gene Ontology annotation, cellular component: membrane. The coding region runs from base 1 to 1746 and encodes 581 amino acids. The record is from RefSeq and is a predicted model, not a curated record. The transcript has 4 exons. Gene Ontology annotation, biological process: phosphate ion transport; transmembrane transport. NCBI's taxonomy places the organism in Eukaryota, Fungi, Ascomycota, Dothideomycetes, Mycosphaerellales, Extremaceae.
AUGGCUCAGCGCACUGCGGGAGGCAAUGCUGCCUUUCACAACUUCCACAACGACUAUGCUCACAUUGCGGACCCGAACGAGCGGCGCCGUCUUGCUCUCGCCGAGAUCGACAAGGCGCCCUUUGGCUGGUACCAUGUGCGAGCCAUUGUGGUUGCUGGUAUUGGUUUCUUCACUGACGCAUAUGACAUCUUCGCUAUCGGAAUGGUGACCAACAUGCUUGGGACGGUCUUCUGGCACACACCCGAGCAAGGUGGUAGCAUCCCCGAGGCCUCCGAUACUGCUAUCAAGGUUGCGACCUCCGGUGGUACUGUCCUCGGUCAACUGGGCUUCGGGUGGCUGGCCGAUAUGGUCGGCCGCAAGAAGAUGUACGGCUUGGAACUCAUCAUCAUCAUCUUCGCUACGCUCGCCCAGUCGCUGUCCGCGGACUCGCCAGCUAUUUCCAUCGUCGGUGUCAUCAUCUUCUGGCGCGUGGUAAUGGGUGUUGGCAUCGGAGGCGACUACCCUCUCUCGUCCAUCAUCACAUCCGAAUUCGCCACGACCAAAUGGAGAGGUGCUAUGAUGGGCUCUGUCUUCGCCAUGCAAGGUCUCGGCCAAUUCGGCGCCGGCAUCAUCGCUCUCAUCGUCACUGCGGGCUUCAAGGAGAGCCUGUCGCUCGCCGCAUCUCCUGCCACUUGCGGUGGUGACUGCCGCCUGGCCGUCGACAAGAUGUGGCGCACCAUCAUCGGCUUCGGUGCCGUUCCUGGCUGCAUAGCCCUCUACUUCCGUCUUACGAUCCCCGAGACUCCUCGCUACACCUUCGAUGUCUCCCGCGAUGUCGUGAAGGCCGGCUCUGACAUCAAGGCAUAUCUCAACAAUAGUGCAGAGGGUCAUCCAGAUGAACAGUUGAGAGUUGAGCAGAUCCGUGAGACAGCUCCCCAGAUGGAGAUCCCUAAGGCUUCAAUGCGCGAUUUCAUGGCUCACUAUGGCCGUUGGAAGUACGGCAAGAUCCUUCUCGGCACGGCCGGCUCGUGGUUCUUCCUCGAUGUGGCAUUCUACGGCGUCGGUCUGAACAACAGCACCAUCCUCGAAGCCAUCGGCUACGGCUCCGACUCUGCCAGCAACGUCUACGAAUACUACAUGAACCUCGCCACCGGAAAUAUCAUCCUCGUCUGCGCCGGCGCCAUCCCGGGCUACUGGGUGACCGUCGCUCUCUGCGACACCAUCGGCCGCAAACCCAUUCAAUUCGGAGGCUUUGCCAUCCUCACAGUGCUCUUCUGCGUCAUGGGAUUCGGCUACAACGUCAUCGGCACCUCAGGCUUGUUCGCCUGCUACGUCCUGUGCAACUUCUUCUUCAACUUCGGGCCCAACUCCACCACCUUCAUCGUCCCCGGCGAGUGUUUCCCAACCCGCUACCGGUCAACCAGCCACGGCAUCUCCGCAGCCUCCGGCAAGGUGGGCGCUAUCAUCGCACAAGUUCUUAUUGGUCCCCUCCGCACUCGGGGCGCUACUGAGGACAAUCCCUCGCCAUGGCUCAACCACGUACUGGAGAUCUUCGCGCUGUUCAUGCUGUGUGGUUGCUUCACUACGCUGCUGAUACCUGAGACCAAGCGUAAGACGCUUGAGCAGCUUGCGGGUGAGGUGCCUGGGACACCUGAAUAUGACCCGAGACUUGCUGUAGGCUACUCGGGGUCGAGAAGCGAUAAUGGAUCGGAUCCGGCGAACGAGGAAAAGGGACUGGGCGAGAAGGUCCUUGGAGUGGUGGUGUGA